UUCUAUUUCUCAUGUCAGCUGUAGACACUUUUAUGUAAAAUGAAUUCCAUUGAGAAGUAGGUGCAUGAAAUAUUUCUCGGGAAUGUUUAAACGUCGAUGGGGUCCCAAUCACGGUUACAUGUUUUUUAUAGUUAGCAGCCUUUGUACGAGUACGCACCAGGUAUAAGAGUCAGAGGACCCGCGGCAUCAACACGAGAUUGAAAACAGAACACUUUCUUUUUAUAUUUAUUGAUAUCUGCUAGCGGAGUGUUUUGUGCUUUCUAAACCUAACACUGUAGCAGCCACGGCUUUUUAAAAUUGACCGCAGAGAUGAAGUCCAAGAAAAAGAAGAGGCAGGAUGACUUCCAGAAGGUCAAGUUAAAGGUGGGGAAGACGAAGCCCAAAGCUGAUAACGCCACCAACACCAACUUCCGCUCGAAGGGAAUCCAUCUAACCGAACAGCUGAAGAGAGACCCGAGUUGCCCCACCACGCACAGACAGCUUGGUAUCAACGACCUGCUGUCUCAGCUCCACCAUCACAAUGCCAACGUGAAACAUGGUGCCUUGGUGGGUUUGAGAGAGUUGCUGUCCGUUCAUCCUUCUUUGUUGGAGCAGCAUCUGUCUCGCCUGCUUUCCGAAGUCGCUGCCGUUUUCACGGAUAAGGAUGGCAACGUUCGCGUCGCAUCUACUCGUGUGCUCAGAUUCAUUGCACAGUCUGUGCCUGCAGAACGCGUGGCUCCCUUUUACCCUGUCCUCAGUGCCCAUCUAUCUUGUGCCAUGACCCACAUCGAGGCAAGCAUCCAGGAGGAUGCCAUGAAAGUCCUGGAUGUGUUGCUGGAACACUACCCGGCGUUGCUAGCAGCACAGCCUGCAGUACUCCUCACCAACUUCCUAGAGUUGAUCUCUCACAAACAAGACCGUGGAAAUGCCAAAAAGUCCCAGGAUGCCAAGGGACGGACCUGGGCACUGUCUGUCAACCUUAGCAGGGCCGUGACCAGUCAGCAGUGGCGACUGUCUGUUCUCCUUCGGCUUGGACGCUUUCUGCAGGCAGUAGUUGAGGAAAGACCGGGGGAGGAAAGUGAUAUUUUUAUCCCAACUGAAGGAGCAUUUAGCUUCAGUGGCGAAGGCAGGUUGACACCUCUGUAUCUCAACUGGGAAGAACUCACCUACAGCAAAGUUGGAGUGAAGGUGUAUGAACAUUCUGGGGCCAAACCAACCCCCCAGUCCACAUUUAGACUCAGAGUGGAGGUGAACUCUGGACCCACAGUGGGCGAGGAUCUGGACUCAGCAGAGGCUGUUCAGAGCUUUGCAGCCACACUAGUUCCUCUUCUACUUGAGGUGUGGGUAGAAGCCAGUACCAGUGACUGUCCCUGGAACACCACCGAGGGCGCUCACCUUCUCAGCCCAGAUGCCAUGUCAGUAAUGUUCCAGGUGCUGUCUAUUCUGCAACUGCUAAGAAAACUGGCACCACAGAGGGAGCACCAGGAUGCACUGGAUGCUUGGUUCCACAAAGAAUACCUCAAAGAUUUUAAGCAGCACUUCAUGAAAAACUUUCCCUAUGGUUCCCGGGACACACCAAAACAUAAAAAGAAGGUUGAUCUUAAAAGGAGUAAGCAGACUGCAGCCGUCCCAGGAUUGAUUGUGGAGCCUCUGGCCCUAAACAUCACACUAUGCCAAGUCAUGGUGUCCCUCAGCCAGAAGCAAGUACUCGGUCGAGAGACAGGUGGAGACUGGCUGACACCUUUAAGGACGUUUGUCCGGGACACGCUCAGCAGCGGAGUGAAACUGAGCUACAGGCAGCUCCACAUGCUACUGGGUACCGUGUGGAGGAUGGUGUUCACACAGAGAAGCAAAACAGUGACCGAUGAACUGUUGGCAGCGGUGUAUAUCUACUACCAGCAGAGGCACCUGACUCUACAGACAAGAUCUCUGCUGCUGUCUUUUUACAGCAAGCUCUACCUGCAAGAGCAAGGACAUGCACACAUAGCGAGGAGCAAGGUGUUAUGCCGUUGGUUGGCAUCUCUUCCUGUGCAGUUGUCCCAGCUGGGCCAGCGUAACCCAGCUCUCUCCGCACGACUUAUCCUGUCAAUCCAGGCUGCCGCCUCUCGGAAACACAAAGACCUGCUCAACAGUCUGCAAACACAUGCCUGCAUGCUCUACGAUCCGCAGGAAGGAGUUAUGGUGCUUUUGCCAGCAGAGUCCCAGCAACGAAUGGUGCAGCUGCUCUACUUUCUACCCAAGAUGCCCCCGUCUCUUCUGGCCAAUCUGAGCUACUGCUGCACCGUUGGACGAAUCUCUGCCGCUCUCAGUGCCUCUCUGAUUCGUAUCGUACACUUUCGGUCAUCUUUGAGCGGCUGGUCGGUUGGGAGCCAGGAAGCGGCCCUCCAGGACGCGGACUACAUCAGCUUCUUGUUUUCCACCAUGACGGGAUUCUCGUCCGACAAGCUCGCCGCCCUGCAGGAGGCCGACGACGCCCUUCCUCCCUCCCCUCUCUCCCCCCUCAGCCUGUCCCCCACCUCGCUGGAGCAGUUCACACACCACUGGGACGUCGUUGAGGAAGUCUGCCACUGCCUGGAAACCCUGGGUUCAAAGUCUCAGUGCUUUGACAUCUUCCAAAAUGGCAUUUGCAAAUACCUGACCAAGCUGGGAGUGGUGCCUGACAGUAUGGCGGCCGGGUUGCUCAGAGCCGUGUCCAGAUUACUGGACCUGUCCGUCCUGCCCGUCGAGGCCGUGCUGCGCUUCUUAUCCCAGUGCUGCCUCAGCCUACUGGCUCUGCUCAUCACCCUGGAGCAGGAGUCACCUGCCGAAACCAACCACAAAAGGGAGGCAAUCUGGGGUGCUUGUGUGUCAGCCUUGAGCUCCGUCCCGCGACUCCUCCGACUGGUUCUGCAGUCGAUGCGCGUGGGAGAUUUGAGCGAGGAGGAGCUGCCACAGCUUGGACAGAUCCUGUCGAUGCUGCUGCAGCACACGCCGAUCCACAACCAGCUGAUGGCCAACGCCGCCCUUCUGCAGGAGAUCAUACAGCACCUCACUAGGUACACCCGGGGGACGACCAGGGAGCAGUGGUUGACGGACUUACUCUACUGUUACACUGUCACCGUGGCUCACGGUGCCUCCGCUCGCCGCGGAAACCUGAACCUUCGAGACAUGUACUGACCGCCGAAUCGCCACCUGGUGUGUUUCCCAGUCCCCCCCUCACAAAAAACUGACUAACACUCGCAAAGAAGCAAUGAGAUGCAUACCACAAAACGUUCAGACAGGAAUACAGUCGAUGGACAUGUUUGUUCAUUUUGAGCUCUUUGUUUUGUGUCUUGAGCUGCUUUAUAGCUUCAUUCUUAGUUUGGUGGUUGUUGGUCGUCUUUUUGCCCUUUUCAUACCAUCGUUGCCCGAUGGUGUCCUGUGCGUCUGCCGACGACUUUUGAUACAAAAAGGUUAAAAAAAUAAAAGUUAAUUCAAGUUUG
Molecule: messenger RNA, 3440 nt
Organism: Gasterosteus aculeatus aculeatus (three-spined stickleback)
Lineage: Eukaryota; Metazoa; Chordata; Actinopteri; Perciformes; Gasterosteidae
Gene: tex10
Product: testis expressed 10
Cellular component (GO): MLL1 complex; nucleus
Source: RefSeq, a predicted model, not a curated record